AUGAACAAUCACACAAUCGAGGUUGUGCAACCCCCUCUUCUCGACGGCGCGGACCUCCCGGGAUUGCGAUCCUCGAAGUGUCUGGCACUGGCGGCGCCGAUUCAGCGAUUGUGGAUCUUUGACAAGCUCGGAGAUUUCCGCCGACUGCUUCGCAGCAUGAUCCUGGUGGUGCGGUUCCAGACCGAGCUGUUGGCGUUGAAGGAGAACCACUCGCACCGUCUGCGAGGACUGAACCCGUUAAUCGAUCCUGACGACGGCCUUCUGAGAGUUGGCGGUCGGAUCAAACAAGCUUUCGUGCCGUACGACAGCCGGCACCAGAUCCUGAUGCCUGCCAAGCAUCCUGUCACGGAAUCGUUCAUCCGAUACGAGCACAUAAAGAACCUCCACGUGGGCCAGAAGGGCUUGCUUGCGCUGAUACGCCAACGCUUUUGGCCGAUGAACGUCAAGACGACUAUCCGGAAGGUGACUCGGGGAUGCGUGACGUGCUUUCGAGUCGAUCCAACGAAGACGGUUCAGCUGAUGGGAGAUCUCCCGUCGUACCGCGUACAACCCGCGCCGGCGUUCUUCAACACUGGAGUUGAUUUCGCUGGGCCGUUCCUGGUCAAGUCGCUGACCGCAGCACGAAGGCCGAUGAUGACGAAGGGGUACGUGUCCCUCUUCGUGUGUAUGAGCACACGAGCCAUACACCUGGAGCUGGUCUCGAGUCUGACGACGGAGGGGUUUCUCGCUGCCUUGCGGCGUUUCACUGGACGGCGGGGCCUGGUGAACAAGAUGUACUCUGACAAUGCGACCAAUUUCGCUGGAUCGGAGACAGAACUCGAGCGGCUGGCCAAGCUGUUUGCCGAGGAGCAGCACAUCGAGCAGGUGGAGGAAUUUUGCAGCAGUCACGGAAUCACCUGGAGUUUCAUCCCGCCGCGCAGUCCGCAUUUCGGUGGGAUCUGGGAAGCUGGAGUAAAAUCGGUCAAGCAUCACCUGAAGCGAGUAGUCGGCAAUCAGAAACUCACCUUCGAAGAACUGACCACCGUGCUGGUGCAGAUAGAAGCCGUGCUGAAUUCGCGGCCGUUGACGCCGUGCUCCAACGACCCGAACGAUUUGACCGCCGUGACUCCAGCCCACUUUCUCAUCGGACGAGAAAUGCAAACGGUUCCAGAGCCGUCGUAUCUCCAGCUCAAGCAGUCGACGUUGUCCCGCUGGCAACACGUGCAGGCAAUGCAGCAGCAGUUUUGGAAGAGGUGGAUUGCGGAGUAUUUGCCGGAGCUGCAGAACCGCCAGAAGUGGUUCAAAACCACCAAGAUUCAACCGGGCGCUUUGGUGCUGAUCAGCGACCCGAACGCUCCGCCGAUGCAGUGGCAACUUGGUCGGAUUAUCGCACUGCAUCCCGGUAAGGACGACGUCACCAGGGUGGUGACACUACGGACGGCGAAGGGCGAAUGCAAGCGAGGCGUGACGGAGAUUUGCCUGCUUCCGCUGGACAAGGAGACGACCGAGGAUGAUUGA
Molecule: messenger RNA, 1497 nt
Organism: Culex quinquefasciatus (southern house mosquito)
Lineage: Eukaryota; Metazoa; Arthropoda; Insecta; Diptera; Culicidae
Exons: 1
Coding region: 1-1497 (498 amino acids)
Biological process (GO): DNA integration
Molecular function (GO): nucleic acid binding
Source: RefSeq, a predicted model, not a curated record